AUGGACCGCCUUUUGCAGUUCCGCUUCGAAUCGGCCCCUGGUUGGCAGUCCAAUGUGGCUCUAUUCCUACUGUCGAUCGGAGGAUUAUUCACCGCAUGCAAACUGUUUAGCUUUUGCCGUGCGCUUCUCAGUAUUUUCGUUCUACCAGGGCAGAAGCUCUCCAAAUUCGGACCAAAAGGUAGCUGGGCUUUGGUUACUGGUGCCUCGGAUGGAAUUGGUAAAGAAUACUCUCUCCAGCUCGCCCGUGCUGGUUAUAAUAUCCUCCUCGUCUCGCGUACGACUUCAAAACUAGCCGCGGUCGCCGAUGAAAUCAAAAGCAAGUCACCCACGGUACAGACCAAAGUCUUCGCAAUGGACUUCUUCAAAAACAACGAUGGUGACUACGAAAACCUCAAGCUUCUGAUCCAGGAUCUUGAUAUCUCAAUCCUCGUCAAUAAUGUCGGCCGCAGCCAUAGCAUCCCCACGCCAUUUGUCCUCACCCCGCUGGAAGAAUUGGAAAAUAUCAUUAUGAUCAACUGCACUGGUACCCUACGCAUCACCCAGCUCGUCGCACCAGGAAUGAUGCAGCGCAAGCGCGGGUUGAUCUUGACCAUGGCAUCUUUUGCUGGCAUGAUUCCUACCCCGCUGCUGGCUACUUACUGCGGGAGCAAGGCAUUCCUGCAAUACUGGUCAAUCGCCCUAGGUGCCGAACUGCAACCGUACGGGGUGCAGGUUGAACUUGUCCAGAGUCAUCUGGUGACUUCUGCCAUGUCUAAAAUCCGCCGGCCCACCGUUACGGUCCCCAUUCCGCGCGACCUCGUCCGAGCUGUGCUGAGUAAAAUUGGUCGCGGGAGCGGCUUGUCGGCAUACGCUUAUACCUCUGUGCCCUACUGGAGUCAUGGCCUGAUGGCGUACGCGCUAACGCAAGUUCUCGGACACAUGGGGAAGUUCGUUUUGGGUUAUAAUAAAGCCCUCCAUGAGUCUAUCAGGAAACGUGCGCUGCGAAAGGCGGAGAGGGAGAAAAACAAGAAAUCUACUUGA
Histoplasma mississippiense is the source of this 1020-nucleotide messenger RNA. RefSeq lists its product as hypothetical. The record is from RefSeq and is a predicted model, not a curated record. Gene Ontology annotation, cellular component: endoplasmic reticulum. Gene Ontology annotation, molecular function: ketoreductase activity. The transcript is spliced from 2 exons. NCBI's taxonomy places the organism in Eukaryota, Fungi, Ascomycota, Eurotiomycetes, Onygenales, Ajellomycetaceae. Bases 1 to 1020 code for a protein of 339 amino acids. Gene Ontology annotation, biological process: fatty acid elongation.